Messenger RNA from Limanda limanda (common dab), 1878 nucleotides. It is a transcript of the gene slc6a2, whose product is annotated as solute carrier family 6 member 2. NCBI's taxonomy places the organism in Eukaryota, Metazoa, Chordata, Actinopteri, Pleuronectiformes, Pleuronectidae. Gene Ontology annotation, cellular component: presynaptic membrane; neuron projection; neuronal cell body membrane. The record is from RefSeq and is a predicted model, not a curated record. Gene Ontology annotation, biological process: dopamine uptake involved in synaptic transmission; sodium ion transmembrane transport. Gene Ontology annotation, molecular function: norepinephrine:sodium symporter activity; dopamine:sodium symporter activity. Bases 1 to 1878 code for a protein of 625 amino acids. The transcript has 14 exons.
AUGAACAUCCAGGUUCUGCCAGAACACAAGCUCUCGUCGGUGGCCCCGCUGAAACAGUGCAAUGACGAGAAAAAAGAGGUAGAACUGAUCCUGGUGAAGGACCAGAAUGGCGUCCAGUACACCAGCUCCUCCAUCAUCCCCACCCCCGGCCACCUCUCGGGUCACCCCGGAGGCGAGGACGAGGACGAGCGAGAAACCUGGGGCAAGAAAAUAGACUUUCUGCUGUCGGUCAUUGGCUUCGCAGUGGACCUGGCCAACGUUUGGAGAUUUCCUUACUUGUGCUACAAAAAUGGAGGAGGUGCCUUUUUGAUCCCCUACAUUCUUUUCCUGGUCAUAGCGGGGAUGCCAUUGUUCUAUAUGGAACUUGCUCUGGGCCAGUAUAACAGGGAGGGGGCAGCUACGGUUUGGAAAAUAUGCCCCAUCUUCAAAGGUGUGGGCUACACUGUGAUCCUCAUCGCCCUGUACGUCGGCUUCUACUACAACGUUAUCAUCGCCUGGUCCCUGUACUACCUGUUCUCCUCCAUGACCAACGAGCUGCCGUGGCUCAGAUGUGACAACGUCUGGAACAGUCCGAACUGCACGGACCCCAAAGCUAUAAACGCAUCCCUCCUCGGCAACGGGACAUCAUACGCCAAGUACAAGAUCACCCCGGCUGCGGAGUACUAUGAACGGGGUGUGCUGCAUCUCCAUCAGAGUAGGGGUAUCCAUGACCUGGGCCUGCCUCGCUGGGAGUUGACCCUGUGUCUGGUUGUGGUGGUCUUCAUCCUCUACUUCAGCCUGUGGAAAGGUGUCAAGUCCUCAGGGAAGGUGGUCUACAUAACAGCCACUAUGCCCUACGUGGUCCUUUUUGUGUUGCUGAUCCGAGGUGUAACUCUCCCAGGGUCCAUGGACGGCAUCAGGGCCUACCUACAUGUCGACUUCAAGCGGCUCAACAAUUUGGAGGUGUGGAUCGAUGCCGCCACUCAGAUCUUCUACUCUCUUGGCGCAGGAUUCGGAGUCCUCAUUGCUUUUGCCAGUUAUAACAAAUUUGACAACAAUUGCUACAGGGAUGCUCUCUUGACCACUACUGUGAACUGCAUCACCAGUUUCUUCUCAGGGUUCGCCAUCUUCUCCGUGCUGGGAUACAUGGCUUACAAACAUGGGGUGAAAAUAGAGGAUGUGGCAACAGAGGGGGCAGGAUUGGUGUUCAUCAUCUACCCUGAGGCGAUCUCGACACUCCCUGGCUCAACAUUUUGGGCUAUUGUGUUCUUCAUCAUGUUACUGACGCUGGGCAUCGACAGCGCGAUGGGCGGCAUGGAGGCGGUCAUCACAGGCCUGUCGGACGACUUUAAGUUCCUCAAGAGAAACAGGAAAGUCUUCACCUUCGCCACAGCCUUUGGAACCUUCCUGAUGGCCCUGCUCUGCGUUACUAAUGGUGGGAUCUACGUGCUGACUUUAUUAGAUAAGUAUGCAGCAGGGACCUCCAUACUGUUUGCAGUGUUGAUUGAGGCCAUUGGAGUGUCGUGGUUUUAUGGUGUGGAUCGUUUCAGCGAAGAUAUCGAGCGUAUGAUGGGAUUUAAGCCUGGUCUUUAUUGGAGGCUCUGCUGGAAAUUUGUCAGCCCAGCUUUUCUUCUGUUUGUGGUAAUAGCCAGUGCUGUGACAUCUUCAGGCCUAAAGUAUGAUGACUACACCUUCCCUUACUGGUCCAAUGUAGUUGGCUGGGGUGUGGCCAUGUCCUCCAUGAUGUUUGUCCCCAUCUAUGCUAUUUAUAAAAUACUCAGCGUACCAGGAACGUUAAAACAGAGGAUAGCAUAUUGUAUCACUCCUGAACAUGAACAUCAUUUGGUGGCUGAGGGAAAUAUACGCCAAUUUACACUCAAGCAUUGGUUGGCCAUCUGA